UUUUAGGCCUCUGCAGGUGUGAUACACCCUGAAAAUAUUGUCCAACCCGUUUACUGUGGUACUACUCUCGGCUGGAGAAAGAAUAUUGUUGGUGCAGCCCGGCAUCCAAAGAUACAGGACAACGUCAGGAAACCAGGUUAAGUGUGUGUGUGUGUCAGAUGGAGAAGAGGAACGUUCAGCGUUACUCUGGGACAACAAGGCGGAGGCGGUGGUGGGGUCUGAGGAGGCGCUGGAGAAUGUUAGGCCUGUUUGAAAUCAACCAGGAACAUGAGUUCUACAGCUUCACCUGUCUUAUGAAAGAGGGGCUGCAUGCUGCCUUACAGACCAGCAUCGACACACCAGGACCUGAUGAACUUUCUGCUGAAUAUUACAAAUCGGAGCAGACUCAAGUCCACAAGGACUAUGAGAUGCAGACAUUUGCAGGACUGGUGUUUUCCAGUUUGCGGUACUCCCUGGACAUAAAUGAGGAGGAGUACAAGAGAUCCCUCUCUUCAGACAGCUGCUAUCUACAGUUCAUGAGCAACUCCAAGAGCAAGGCUGACUUCUUCCUCACGAAUGACAAGAGGUUUUUCCUAAAGACACAGAAUAAGCAGGAGGUGAAGUUUCUUCUUUCCAACCUGAUGGCAUAUAUGGAUCACUUGGAGAAAUACCCCCACUCGUUGUUGGUCAGGUUCCUGGGUCUCCAUAGUAUCCAAGUACCAAAUGAAACAAAGAAGUAUUUCAUUGUGAUGCAGAGUGUGUUUUACCCGGACGAGAGGAUUGAUACAAGAUAUGACAUUAAGGGCUGUGAGGUGGGUAGGUGGACUGACCCUGCAUCUACUGGAAGCCCAGUAAAGAUUCUGAAGGAUAACAACUUUGAAGGAAAGCACAUCAUUCUGGAUCAGAAGAGCUCCUGGCUUGUGGAUCAGGUUGAAAUAGACACAGCUUUCCUCCGUAGCCUCAAUGUGCUUGACUACAGCAUUCUGCUGGCCCAUCAACCCUUGCACAAAGAUGAGCUGGACGGGAAGCACUCCUUUAGUAGCCUUAUUGUGCGCACUGAAAAGUCCAUGGCCCAAGACAGUCCCACAGAGGAAGAUCAUCCCACUAUUCCAUUUUUGGGGGGAGACUCUUUUCGACUGGCAUCAGAUACAAUAGACAGUGGGCCAGACCACGUCCAGGACACAGGGGAGCACUCUGGCCAUUCAAUCCACUGCCAGGAGAUAAACCUGCCCUCUGUAAACCGUACAGAUGCAGGACUCCAUGAGUUCCAUGCUCAUCACCGUAGGCUGCUGCCUAAUUUCAAGAACUCCGUGCAUGUCAUAGAUGGGCCAGAGCUGCGCUACUUUGUGGGUAUUGUAGACAUUUUUACUGUGUACGGUUUGAAGAAAAGGCUGGAGAACCUGUGGAAGAGUGUGCGCUUCCCUGGCAGAGCCUUCUCCACUGUCAGCCCAGCUACCUACUCCCAGAGGUUGUGCCGGUGGGUAAAGGACCACACCAAGUAAAACGGGGACACUGUGUCUCUAGAAAUGCAUCUAGCCAUCUAUCUAGAUAAUCUGGGCAUUUUCCCCCCCUGUUUUUGUAGGUAACAGUAUGAACAAUAGGUGGCACCACAGCUUAUGUUGUAGUGGUGGUAGCCUAUUUCAAAAUACAGAUACAACACACACAAUUUAAUUAAGCAAUAAGGCAUACGCGGAGUGCCUGGAUACAGCUCUUAUAUUGGCCAUAUACCACAAGCCCCCAGGGUGCCUUAUUGCUAUUUGAAACUGGUUACCAACGUAAUUAGAGCAGUAAAAAGAAAAGUGUUGUCAUACCCAUUGUAUGUCAGCCAUUCAGUAUUCAGGGCUCAAACCAUCCAGUUUAUACUUGUUAUUAAAUUUGUUCAUAUUA
Molecule: messenger RNA, 1866 nt
Organism: Oncorhynchus nerka (sockeye salmon)
Lineage: Eukaryota; Metazoa; Chordata; Actinopteri; Salmoniformes; Salmonidae
Product: phosphatidylinositol 4-phosphate 5-kinase-like protein 1
Exons: 11
Coding region: 159-1481 (440 amino acids)
Biological process (GO): phosphatidylinositol phosphate biosynthetic process
Cellular component (GO): plasma membrane
Molecular function (GO): 1-phosphatidylinositol-4-phosphate 5-kinase activity
Source: RefSeq, a predicted model, not a curated record